GUGCAGCCCUGUCGCAUCCCGGCCAUGCCUAUCUAUAAUUUUCUCAGCGACGGUCUCCCAUCUGCUGCUGUGUCCUCCAUCCCUAGCACUGCGUCUCAGGCCCCUCCCAGCCCCGUCUGCAAUGCUAGCUCCGCACUGCUACUACCGCCUGGCCCUCUCUUUCGUCUCUCCGACGAGUUUCUGGCCAUUCGCGGAAGUUGAGCCUUACGAGAUAUAAAAUUUCCUAUUAGUUCCUGAAUUCAUAUCUGCCAGAGACAUUCCUGCGAUUCGAGAUGACGUCUGAAAGUGACGGGAGCCGCCAGAAGCGCCCAGGCAGAACCCUACAUGUCCAGGAGCUGAAUGUGGAUAAAGGUUCAGAAAGAGUAUGUAAUGCACUUGAUAAUGCCCAAAAGGAUAAGAUGAAAUGAAAUGGAAGAUUGUUUUUCAGUUCUUUCAUUGUGCUGAUCGAGCUUUGUUAGUUUCCUAUGUAUGUUAUCCACCUGAUGGCUAGUCACAUUGAGCGGCGCUUAACAUUCAAUGUUUAGAAGGGGUGAUCUAUUUCCUCCUGAGACUGCAUCUUGGAGAAAUAAUCUGAUUGCGCUCUCCCAACGUCGCAACUUGCUUUUCACUGCAUGUCGGCAUCAGAUCUAUGUCUGGGAACCAGCUGGAUCAUCACAGGCAUUGGGUGCAGAGCCUGAAAUGAUAAUAACUCCUAUUAUGAAGAACCCGCGUGCUGGUGGUUACAUAUCACCGCAGAUGCCGCAUGCAGUUAAUAACAUCCUGGUUGAUGAUCUGGGCCGCGAGGAAAUUCUACUUCUUGCAACUGAUUCCGGCAAUGUCUGUGCUUAUCAUGUCGAAACGAUAUUUUGGGCACUUGAGCGUGCUGCUGAAUUUGAUCUGGCUCGACCUUUGGACGACUCCGGGAUCCACCCUUUUUUUGCCGAAUUUGUUGAAGAAAGCGCAUGGGGUCUGGCCAUUCAUAAAUUUGCGCGCCUGAUUGCAGUCAGUGCCAACACAGGGCUUAUCACGGUUUUUGCCUUUGCCUUAGUCAACCCUUCCGGAGAUGACUCUGAUCCUAGCGGUUCCUUCGAAGCCAGUGACGAUCAACGGGAAUACGAGCAGACUUGGGAUCUCAUAAAUUCCAGUGAUGAACUUAUUCGAUUGCGGAAUCUGAUGCCUGGUGGGCAUCGCUCGCGUAACAUAAGACUGUCAUAUACAGGCCAUUUCACUAAUAUUCCAUGCGUGUCCUUCCUUAACUGUGAUCUCGACCCUAAUGGUACUUGGAUGGUGAGCACAGACAUCGACAAUAAAAUGCUUGUAUGGAAGAUCUGGCAAAGUCUGGGUCCCUUCAGGGCCUUCCCGCGAAGUGUGCGCAAUGAUGAGCGUGGCUGGUUUGUUCUGGCCCUCGAUCCUCGAGCAUUCUAUCCAUAUAAAUCUCUCGAAGAGGCAUGUGGUGGCAAACCGACCGUUCUAGAAGGGCAUAACCAGAGAGUUAUUGACCUAACACGUCUGGGCAGUCGGAUAACAAAUGUCUCUCGUCUAUACAAUUAUUUCCCUCCGGAGGAGAGGAUUAAGCCAAGGCCGCCCUCACUCCCCGACCUUUUCAGUCCAGAUUGUCGCAUUGAUGGUGAGAAUAGUAUCCCUCCAUUGCUGAAGAAUGAGGCUCGAAUGGGUAUUAGCCAAACCUCCCCCCUUCACCUGAGUGAUACAGGCUUUGUUACUCAGACUCUUGGCACCAUCGGUUCACCAUCAGCCAGCAUGGAGAGCCCUGAAGGACGGGAUCUUCAAGGGAAUGACAUGUAUCAAGAUAGCAGUGACAGCGAUGUUGAAAUGAUUGCCAUGGAGACUGAACCAUUCUACGAUCAAGCACUUGAUAGUAGUCAUGAGAAUAGCUCUAUCUCAUCACAGGGUUCGGAGUCUUUUGGCGUGCAAGGCGCACCGCCUAUUCAUCUGGCUCUUCUCGAUGCCCUUGGAGGUGCCCCCUUUGGUCCGGACGAGUUUUCUGGAAGCAGUACCGGUGAUAGCCAUGCCGAGCAUGAUGAUGAGGGUUGGGAGGCAGAGGGAGAGGGGAGUAGCGAUGAAAAUGAAGAAGAGGACCAGGAUGUACCAAGCACAGCUUCCUUCUGCUCAGAGUUCCCCAUUCUACACUUUUCGGAGACCGAUAUACGGUUGAUUCCAGACCCCUUCUCUACGCUUGCGUCCGUUGUUUGUGGCGCACCCCUGCGACAGUUAUUUACCCAUUUGGUCACGUCGAUCCAUUCGUGCGACCGGUUUAACAUGGUGAAAUAUGUCCCCGAACACGGCAUUGUUGUCGCUGCUUCCCAGAAAGGGCGUGCAGCAAUAAUUGCCCUGACUCGAUUCGGAGACUGUAUGCUCUUCAGGGUCGACUGGAUCGUACCAUUCAUGAACCAGGAAAGACACGGCGAUCGUCCCCUGAGGCCUCUCCUCGGAAUGACCGUCAGUCCCAUUCAAGGGUUUGAAAUGCCGCCCGACGUGCCCUAUAUUCCCCAGCGUGCUACUGAUCUCGACGAUCUUACUUUUCGCUAUAAAACAAUUGAUAGAAAGGAUGAAGAUGACUCUGCUUCUUCUGUGUCUAGCACAACAGGUGAUGGGCAGAGCCCAGGCCACGCAGAUAAAUCUCACUUCUUCAACUUUCCAGACGACACCACCAAGUCUUGGAGCGAGAAAAACGACCCAGACAAGGGGUUCAUGCAUACCCAUUCCACCUCUACGUCCACUCUGGAGUCCAAACUGCCCCGGUUUACAUUACCGGAAUACCACGCCGGGGCAUCCCGUAUCUACAAACCAAAUGAGAGCUGGCGUGAUUGGUACCCAUCUCGCCGCUACCGCCUGUUACUUAUGUAUGAUGACCACACGAUCAUGAGCUAUGAAUUUUGGUAUGACCAGAACAGGCAUGAUAGCGGCGUUGUCAAUGAGCAGAGUGAGGACGGUGGCUGUGAAUAUCUUGUUGUUUAACUCUUGCUUUUUCUUCCAUUUUCUUUGACAAUGCGUCCGCUUACCGCAUAUAAAAUGGAAUCACCGGUAGUAUAACGGACAAUACAAUGAAAUAUGUUGAGGUUGCA
Monascus purpureus is the source of this 3062-nucleotide messenger RNA. The record is from the annotation of a GenBank genome assembly. Lineage: Eukaryota; Fungi; Ascomycota; Eurotiomycetes; Eurotiales; Aspergillaceae.